AUGGUGAAUGAGGGGUGUCCCAAAGCUCCCGUGAAACACGUGAGCCGAGGAGCAUCUCCACGGCCCGGGGGGUGCUCUUUGGGGGCGUCGUUAGGAGUCCUGCAGGCUUGUGCCGGACUGAGCCAUAUCUCCCUCUUAUCAGCUCCAGGCCGGCCGGACGAGGGGAAAGCCCGGGAGGCGGGGGGUGGUUUUCCUCGGGGACGAACAGGACGUGUGGUGAGGGGAUGCGGUGAGGGGCCGGGGCUGGCGCCGGGCGGCGGCGCCCGGGGCCGGCGGUUUCCCGGGCGAUGGGUGGGGAGUGGAGGAGGCGGAGGAGAAGGAAGAGGAGGAGGAGGAGGGGUCCCCGUGGCUUUAUCUCCCACCCGGCUCCGCCCGCCGCCGGCUGCCUCCCGUAGCCGCACCGCGCCGCACCGCACCACGCCGGCAGCGCAGCGCACCGGCACCGCUCCGCUCCUUGGGCACCGGCACCGCUCCGCUCCUCUCCCUGCGCACCGGCACCGCUCCGCUCCCUGGGCACCGGCACCGCUCCUCUCCGCUCCCUGCGCACCAGCGGGCGCAGCGCCGGGCAGGGCAGCGCCCAUGGGCUGCGGCAACUCCACGGCCGGCGGCGCGGGCGGGCGAGGUGCUACAGGGACUACUAAAGAUGUAGCAGAAGAAUCUGUAUCAGAUGAUGACAAAAGGAGGAACUAUGGAGGUGUCUAUGUUGGCCUGCCAUCGGAAGCAGCUGCCAUGGUUUCCAGUCAGACGAAAGCUGCACCGAAAGGUAUCGCAAGAUUAGAAGGAAAUAAAGACAUCAAGAUGCAAACAGCUGGAGUCUGCUAAGACCAGUUGCCAGUGCUUUAGAGAAAGCUGUCUUUGUGCUGAAGAUUUUUAUAUUUAUGUAGCCUUCUGGAGACCAAGAGAGAUCAGAGCACCAAAAAAUCUAAACUGUUGCAAGUUCCAACUACGGGUAAAGCUUAAAGUACAGCGUUGCAUCAGUUUCCUGUGAUGGUUGCAUUAUGGAAACCUCCUGCUGUUCUCCAGUGAAAAAUGACAUUAGUGAACUCAUGGUGGAUGUUUCUGCACAAGAGCUAACUUUGAUGAUCUGCAACUUAUUUCUCUGUGGCCAUAUUGCAGAUUUCAUCAGCUAUCAGCUACGCUUCAUAUAUUUUCUCCAACAAUUUUUGAUAGAUUUUAUAUAGAAAACCAUCACUACUAUCCACUGAAUAGUUCCUAUGGUAGGUUCCUGUAAAUUAAUUGUUAAUUUAAAUCAGAGUAAUAUAUUUGACAGGUUUGCAUCUUUUGGUAAUAUUGCAAAUUUUAAUACUUAUGCUGUGAAAACUUGAGAAUAGGAUGAAAUGAGCAUAAGACCAUCGGGUUCUUUAUAAUUAUUGCUGUCACUUUUAUACAGUGAGACAAAUAUUAGUGUUUAUUUUCAACAUUAAAAAAGAUAAUGUUCAAGGAAAUUUAUUUCAAUAAGAACAAUGUACUUCAUCAUAAUAUUUACAUGUCUGUUUAUAUUUUUCUUCAGCUAUAUCUCUUUUAUAAAACACUACAUGUAAAAAAAUGCUAAUGAACUGAAUUAUUAUGUUAUGUAUUCUAUUUCAUGAAAUAUUAUAAUGACAUGCCCUUGCAUAAGGAUGAAGUGAUAAUAUUUUCAGUGCUGUAUCCUCCCGACUUUUAGAGGAUUUUUGAUCACUAUUAGAUUUUUGUAUCCCUGAAUCAUCCAUAAGCAUCUCCAGUAUGGCAAAUUGAAACAGAAUGAGUGUCAUUAUUACUUUAGCAAAUUUUUGAGGUUUUAAAGUUCAUUAAUUUAAUAGCAACUGUAAGUUUUCCGCAGAACAUAAAACAGAUUGUACAUUUCCAUAUGGCUGAACAAGUAUUUAAAUUAUUAAAGCCUUUUGCAUAAUUCUUUAGUAAAAUUUUUUUAAUGGGACAUGAUAUGCCAUACACUUUAAACAAACAAAUAAACAAAAAAGCCCAACCCACAUUAAUGUAUUACUGUAGAUUAAUGGCCACUUUGAAAAUUAAAAGAAAAAAAGCCAACCAGAAAAUCUGGACAUGAAGAAGUAAACCACUGUGAACCAUGGAAUUUCUGCCCAUUUAACCAACACCUGUCAUGACUAGUGAACAACCUUUGAAUAUGAUUUCCAGCAACUCGCAGCUUUGACUUUUAAAUAGAAGUAGUUUGAUGUGAGGCUUGCAAAAAGAGAUACUUAAAAAUAUUCCUUGCUUGUCUUUUUUUAAGUAUUUAUGACAUUGUUUAUUGCUGUUCUCUAGAAAUCUGCUACUUGGGUUAUCAACGAUUUCAGGCUUCCAGCUCCUGAAGACAAAUAUGCAUCUCAUUCUUGACCCCUUUGACCUCAAAGGAAGAUUAAAUAAGCUGGAAGAUUAAGAUGUGAUGUUAAAAUAUCUCAGUGUGAAUGAAUGUCUGUUGAUUUUUAUCUCGUUCUGCAGUUGCAGAGUCUUAUUCUUGCAAGCCAAGCUGAUGAGCACUCAAGUAGCACUGAGUAAUAAACAUGCAGGCUUGCUUCCCACCUGCUUGCCAUAGCAUAAGGGUAUAGUUUCUACUUCACAUGCUCCACAAAUGGUCUAAACGGUUUGCACAGCACAAGUUUAUUUAGUACAAAGCAAUUUAGGCCCAUGCCUGACCUGAUCACGAUUGCCUUUCCCAAAGCAGAGGAAACGCCAGUCGUUCUAGGAUACGUCAUCGUUCAGCUAGUGCUUGAAAAGCCAACAACAGAUGCCAGUAAUCAACCUAGUUGUUUGUCCACUUCUAUCCUUCAUUUGCUGGGAAGAAUUGUCAAAAAGGUGGACAGGGCUGAACUCCAACAUCACUCGUUCUGCUACUGACAUCUGAACCCCCGUGUGUGGGCGGAAGAAAGAAAGAGGUGAUCGCUAAUGAACAGCUCCCACCAGCUGGUGGUGGGACAGUUGCAAGGGUACUUUUCUUGGUUUACGUCAUUACUUGUUUUUCCUGUGCAGAGCUAAAGAGAAGCUUGGAGCACUUUGCAGAAUUGGUCUUUUAAUGUUUCAUCCUCUGAAUGUGUGGGAGGUACGGUGGUUUCUUAAUCUUUUUGUUCCUCUGCAUCAUUUAGUCUCAAAAGCUUACUGAUAAACUGACAAAUGUUCAGCAUCAUGGACUGGAGUCUCUAAAAUAGAUACAUGUUUAUUUAUGCUAUGCGGGCCUGUACCCAUCAAACUAAAUAGCCAGGGCCAUGCCCUUGUCUCUGAUUUGCAGACUCUUUUGUUUUCCCAAGGACAAGAUCUAGAAAUUGCUUGACAGGACACUAUAUUCUGGUUUGGCCGAAUCCCACUUAGGGAACUGAUUUUCUGCUCAUCAAAAUUCCUCUAUGGUGAGCAGCCUUUGUUAAUAAAAGCACAUGAUCUUUCAUGGAGAAAUGGGUGUAUCUGCUUUUUCAAAACUUACAACCUAUGGAUAUUUCUGUUAGGAGGAGGAACAGAAAAGAAACCCUAUAUGCCAGCUGCCAGCUGUGCAUUUGAUGAUGGCAUCCUUGGAGAAUAUUUAGGCACUCAAAUGAUGGUUCAGUGUAAGAACUAAGAACAGAAAACAAGGAGCCAUUGAAUGACAGAGUUAUUAUUAAGGAAUAUACUUUGGUUUAGCUUACCAUUUAUAAAGAAGAAACAUUUAAAUGUUGGGGCUCUAAUACCAUUUCCUUUGUAGCUGUCACUCUUUCUCCAACCAGAGCUGAGGAGCCAGUGAAAAUAGUUCAACAAAGAGUGGAUUAGGGUUUUGUAAUCUCAGAAUCUCUGAUCUGAGAUUCUUUGACAGCCCAGAAAUAUGCUUCAAUUCACAUAACUCAGAGAAGUGACUCUUGAAAAAUUCUGGAGUAUGGAAACAUAGGAUUGAAACUGCGGUUUAUGAUUAGCUGAAAAACAAUCAAAAUAUCUUGGACUGCAAACUUUGGUCUAGUACAAACUAUUUCACCUCGAAGACAGCUGCUCUUUUGAAUUAUACUGAUGAAACAAUGCAUUUAGUUUGCUUUCUUCUUAAUGCAGGACCUGGAGCUUUGUUGUAAGGGCCCAAUUUCUCAGUAUCUGGUUAGUGCAGACAGAGGCACUGCCCAUCUUGGUUGUACCAUCUACAUCCUAGUGUAGUUCAAAGGAUGUGAUGUAGAUCUAAACAUCUGCAUGACUCAAGGGUUAAAUCUGUCACUAAGAGGAUUGCAGAAGACCCAGUAAAGGCUGUUGUAAGCUCAGUUAGGACUUCAUUUACUAUAAAUGAAAUCCUUUCAUACCAAGGAGUCCCCACAAGGCUGAUGCUGCAGAAAUUUGUAAAGGUGAAAUUUGUUUCUAAUGAACACAAAGUACUAAUUUACUUGAUUUCACGUUGCCUGUCUAGCAGAGGAGUCUGUGCUAUAUUGGACUAUGGCUGAUAUGGCAUCACUAUUCCCUGUCACCCACGCAAGUCUAGCAAUUCUCAAUAAUCAUGCUUCCCAAGCAGUCGGUGAGUCACUGCUGAUCUGUUUUCUGCAAAGUAGACCUCUGUUUGGUUCCCAUGGUGAUCAGAAGUGACAAUUAUUACGGACUGCUACUACAGUUUCUCAGUUGUGUGUACCCACUAAAAGAAGCUCUUACCUGGUUACAGCCCCUUGGUGUUUUGCGGUACAUCAUUAUUGCUUCCUGUUGACAGCAAUUUAAACACUUCAGGUGAAUUGCCUUUGUGGAGAACAUGCUGAAGGAGGGGGAUUUGUGGAGUAUUUUUGUUUUGCAAUGUAUUUAGAACAAGAGCAGGAGAAUAAUGUCUCUGUAAACUUUCCAUAGAACAAUGGUGUGCCAGUAUUGCAGGAAACCUUUUGAGGCUGGGCAGAAUGAUCCAACCCUUGUUUUAAGAACAAACAUGCACAGAACUUAGAUUUAUUAUAAUAAAAGCCAUUUCAUUUUACACAAUCUGACAAUUUUUGCUGUAACUCUAGGUUUUCCAAACAGAAGAGUAUUUCCUAGACAGCAGAAACCUGUCACCCACCUUGUGGGACUUUCUGUAUACUGGUCACUAUCUGGUCACUAUUAAAAUACCUACAGCUGAAGGUAGGACUCUGCUUUGAAAUGGAUCAUUCUGUGAAGUGCAGUGAAACUCUCAUUAGAAUAACUGUACUGAUAAAAGAAUUAGAAAGAUACUAUAGAAUGAAGCCUGGAUAAAAGGGGACUUCCUGUACCAGAAAGGAGGAAACACAUAGGAGAAGGAGAAUCAUAAUAUUACGCAGUGAAGACAGAUGUAGAAAGAGGUUAGGAACAGAAAAUGACGUAAAAAAGGAAAUACCUUAAUUAAGUAUCUGCUCCAUUUCUCUGUGAUUCUAAUCUCUGGAAAACAGAGCAAGAAGUAGACCGCUGCCAAAUUGCUUCAAGACUAAAGAGAACUGGGGAUUGGCUUAUCAGUUCAUUCCAACCCUCAGAUGCCUGAGACUCCAAACCUUUGGGGAAAUAACUUGUCUCAUUUUUAUUUGCUUCGUGCCCAGUGUAAUGAGCCCAUGAACCUUAUAGGUCCUUUUGGGUGUUACCAGUAUAUAUAAAUAUCCUGCUGUCUCUUUCAAAAUUUCUGUUGAUGUUUGACUCUCUAUGAAGACUGAGAUGUAAAAAUAAUUAACAGGAUUAAUACAAGAAAAGAUUACAGAACAUGUGAAAAUGAAGCAAGUGUUUAAUCUGAAAAACAGUAUUGAGUUAGAACCUAAGCUUUGGUUUAGUUAUGCCAUGUAUUUUAGGUUUUUUGUAUAACUAAUGAAUCACUGUGCAAGUGCUUAGUUUUGUCACAGCACCCUUUUUGGUACUCUGGGAAUUAUCAGUCCACUCAAAGAAUUUGUUUCCCUGGUCUUUGAUUCCUAUGUUACAGGAGAUGGCAGUAAGGUGAAAUACUAAAUUCCACACUUUGCCUUUGUUGCCCACUUUUUAUGUUUGCCAAAUCUCUGUGUUGUCUGCAGGACGGAUUCAGCUCCAUAAAAGCUGAGCUCGUUGGAUUCUUACUGUGAGGCUGUGAUUCAGAACAACAUGUUAAUUAGAGGCAGGUCAUAUUUGCUAACUGUUUCGUGGGGGACUGUUGGAAAAUGUAAGACGUUGUUGCAAUUAGGGAGGUAUUCAAACUUUGGAGAGAGUCCACACUGUGUCACUACCAAACUUCACUUGGCAGUAUGCAAACGUAACACUACACACAUAAAUAAACAAAAUCAGCGUGGUAACACACACCUUUAAGCUUAUAUCUAAUAUCAUAUUUAUGGUUAUAUAUCACUGGACACUGACUGUAACUUUGAGCUGUGAAUAUUGACCUACAUCUAGGUUUGCAUUACCCAAAUGAUAUUGCUGUAAGGAAGCCUUAGAAGGGCUUCCUACUCCUGGUGUGUUUGUAGGAACCUCGCAUGCUUUUGGGAAAUCAACAGGUAGAUUUUCUCUGAAAUUAAAAGAUUUAAUCAGAUCUUAAUGGAUAAAUGGUAUCAACUUGAUCAAACUCCAAAUAUCUGGUUAUUAUAACAAUGUACUUCAUCUUUGAAGUCUCACAUGAAACCAGUAGUCUACUUCUUUUUCCUCUUACAAAUUGUGGAUUACUUUAAUAAAUAAAUAAUUAAAUUAUUUUAGUUUUACGAAGUAACUGCUUCAGAUCACCAGAUAAAAACAAAACAAUUUUGGCAGGGAACUAAAUUGUAAUAAGGAGACUGUGCCAGCCAGGGGAGACAGAGGUUCUAUAAAUUCCAAAUUAUUUGUAAUAGCAUGAAUAAUGGUUGGAGAACUUUCACAGCACCUUUAAAGAGUCUUUGUUUAAGUCAUCAUUGCUUGUAUAAGGAUUGCUUCUUGAGAAACCCAAGAUCCCCAGUGAAAAGAGCCCUGAAAAUCACUGCUUGGAAAAUAAGUUUUGAUUUAUGAUAAUAUUUUUUCAAGAACAGUGUUAUAUUUUUCUCUUUGAAUUUCGAGAGGAAGCCAAAUUCUCAUCUGAGCCAGUGAGGUAAACAAUCUAUCUCUCCUUGCCUGCAAACAAUUGCAGACAAUUCUCAUUCAGAGGUACAAGAAAAAAGAUAAAUGGUAUUGACUAGCUCUAUUAUGGGGACAUAUAUGUUUAUACACUUGAAAUUAAUCCAAAUCUUUAACAAAGUAAGAUAGAUUAGACUAGAUUUCAUGCUUUAUCCUUUCAAGUAUUUUCAUUGAAAGAUGAUAUAAUUGUUUUUUCCUGUUGAUUGAAAUAAUCUCUGGCAAAACAAUUUCUUCUGUAUUUUUUGUAGUAAUGUAUAAUUCAUUAUAGUUUUCAACACUUCUUUCACUAUUUCCCAUUUUAAUCUUGAGUUCACCUUCUGGCAUAAACCUGCCACAGCCUGGAUUUUACCCAAAAGGCUAGGCUUGCACCUUUGCUCAGGUGAGCACUCCAAGUGGGUGCCACUGGAGAACAUUUUACCCUGAACAAUGUUUUUUUCAACUUCAGCUGAAAACAUGGACAGUGCUGCCUGAUCAUUGUCUAGGAGGAGUGUUUACUCCACAUGUGACUGUAUUGUCUUGAGAUUUGGACUAAGAUGAUUGGGUUUAGGAAUCUUCAUUAUCCAUAAGGAUAUUGAAAGCUCAUCUUCCCUCCUGCAUGACACCUCCUUGUCAUGAUUUAACCCCAACCAGAAGCUGAACCCCACUCAAUCUUGCCCAGUGGAAUGGGGGGGGAGAAUCAGAAGAGCAAAAGAGAGAAAACUCGUGUGCUGAGGUAAAGAAAAAACCCCACACACAAGCAAAGCAAAAUAAGGAAUUCACUCAUCACUUCCCGUGGACAGGCAGGUGUUCAGCCAUCCCCAGGAAAGCAGGGCUCCAGCACUGGCAACAGUGACUUGGGAAGACAAAUGCCAUCAUUCUGAAAGUCUCCCUCUCUUGUUCUUCUUCCCCCAGCUUUAUAUUCUGAGUUUUAUAUGCUGAUAUGGAACAUCCCUUGGGUCAGUGGGGCUCAGCUGUCCUGGCUGUUCGCCUCCCACCUUGCUGUGAAUCCUCAGUCCAUUUUCUGGCAGGGUGGGGUGAGAGGCAGAAAAGGCCUUGACUCUAUGUAAGCACCGCUCAGCAGUAAUGAAAACAUCCCUUAAUUACUGACACUGUGUCCAGGACAAAUCCAAAACACAGCCCCAUCCUAGCUACUCUUAAGAAAAUAAACUCUUAUCCCAGCCAAAACCAGCACACUCCUUCAAAUACGCCUGUGGACAAGCAGCGUUGUGUCACAACGUUGGAAGGCACAAGAUGGCAGGAAAGUGUCUCCGUCACAUUUUCAGUUUGUUCAGUAGUGGGCAAAACAACUCAUACAUUAGUUGGACAGAUGACUUUGCUGCAUUUCAGAGUCUCUUUAGAGUGACUUUCAGUGAUGACAAAAGGAGCAAGAAAAAAAGGAAUCAGGUGCUGUCAUACAACAUCAUAAAUGCCUGUAUUAGACAUUACAAAUGAUUAGCAGUAUCCUGUGUACUGUCAUUGCAUUUGACACAAAGUAGUUGCAGUCUUGUAAUUUCAAUAAUUUCAAUAACUUCACCUGCAAACAUCUGUAGAUAGUAAGAGAAAUUACUCCCAGUAGACAGUGGGUGAUCAUUUGACCCAUAGGUUUUCUUGCCUAGGUCAUGGGGUCUGGCUGAUAUUCACAGAAUGUAUCUCUUCAUGAUCUGGAAACUCCCACUUUGCAACCUGCUGGUUUUGCGUGUGCCUCCGUGGCGUCUGCCAGCGUAAAUAGUCAGUGUGGUUUGAAGGAACAGCUGGUUGACUGGUGGGGCAGAAAGACAUCUCCAUAACAUACUCCAUCUGUUGAUCUCACUGUCUUUUUGUGGCUCUCAGGGAGGUAUGGCAGCUUCACACCCACCAUGUGCUAGUGACCCUCCCCAGGCCAGCUGUACCGUGCCAUACCCACCCCGGACAGCAGGCCAGGACAAGCAGCACUGCUGAGCUGGAGAGGCUGGUUUGGGCUUUGGCUGCCUGACGUCUGAAGUAGUGCUGGGAUUUGUUUUUCUGCAUCCCUUGCUCUCUUAGCAGCAAAACCCAAGUAACUGCACUGAGUUUCCUUUUAUGUGCCUCCUGAACAAGCCUUAUGUUCAGAGCUGUGCUGGUGACAAUCAAAUUAAUCAUCAUCCCGUCGGCAGCUGCACUUUGCUGGGCUCUCCCAGCAAUCUUAGAGUCUCAUCCCAGGCUGUAAGCUGAAUAAAUCCUUGUCCAAAGUAGGUCAGCAAACCGUGCCUGGCCUCAAGAAACAGCUUUGAUUAGGGACAGCAAAUUUUUUGCGAUUAUUCAUAAUCAUUUUCCUCAGAUUUUUUUUUAUGGGAAAGAGUCGUACAGACCUGGAUGGCAAUGCUGGCUCCUUGAAGCCUGAAACUCUGGCAUACUUUACAGAAAAGUUGUUCUGAAGAGAGACAAUCCCAAGAUUUAGGCUUUAAAAAACAAAACCCCCAAAAAUGUGUAAGGAAUCCUUUGUAAUAAACCUUGAUAUGCCUGUGCUGCUCUCAUUUCUGUAACACUGAAUUGAUUGCUCCUCAAAAGCUGCAAAUGUCUGAAGUUUUGAUUUCGAAGUAUCUAUACAUGUAAUUUUAGCAGUUAAAAACUUACUUUUUUUCAAAACACUUAUUUCAGCUUCUGAAAAAAAGUUGCCCUAUUAUCCCAGUGUCCAGGAAAUUUCCCAAAUUAAUUAAUCAAUCACUUCAAAGCUCAUGGUUAUUUAUUUUUCACUGUAGGGUUUCUUUUAAAAGAUAGACUCAAGUGCUGGUAUUAAAAUUAGGGUUAUUCCAUUUUACAAAAUAUUUAGCAAUGACAGUGCUACUUGUCACUUUGGCAUUGCCCAUUACAAAAUUAUAGUCUGUGGAGAUAAUUUAAAAAUCAAAUUGUCUUAAAUAACUUUGCUUCUAAAGGAGCUUUUAGGUCAAGUCUGAAAGAUUAUAUAGAGUACAUAAAAACAUUGUCUCUGGGCUACUUCAGAUUGUCCUCUAAGCCAUAAAAUAUGUCUCUGAGUUUUUUUUCUAUAAUGAAAGUCAUGCUGUUGUCCAGUGAUUCAUUAGAGCUCUGGUCUAGCCCCUCUACAGAUGCUGCCAUUAUUCUGCAAUCAAAAAAGGCAACCAACCAUUUCUGGGUGCUCUGUAAAGUCUUAAAAGCAAGAUAGCUUAAAAUAAAUGUUUGUACCCUGCUGUGUUCUUAUGAUCUCCAAUGCACUUUGGGCACUCCUCAACUAUAAAUAAGAUCAAAAGAUUCAUUCUCUCAUGCUCAAAAAAAUGGGAAGAAUGACAAAAUGAAGCUUCUUGAUAUAUUUGUAUCAUGACACAUAUUUUGACAAUGUGAUCAAUAUUGAUUUGUUUUUUUCAUGGGAUACAUAUUACAAUAGACUAACCUAAAUAGAUAUCUAUGAAAAAGUAUAUUUUCUCUAGAAAUUUUGCAAAUUCUUUUUUAUUCAUUUUAUCAUUGUUUUAUCAUUGCUUUGGGCCAAUUUGUUUCCCAGGAAUGUGCUUUCCUUGCCUGUGUAAGUUUGACAAUAAAAACACAGGUUUUUUUCUGUCCUCUUACUUUUGAACUACUGAAAGCUGGUUCUUUGUUACCCAAAGAUGGUGUUAUUACCAAGGGCAACAUCUGCUAAAGAUUGUCAGCUGCCAUCUGAAAUACAGAAUGAUAAUGUCAAGUCUCCAGCUUAAUGUAUAUCAAAAUUUUUUGGUUUGCCUUUACUGUAAUUUACUGGGAACUCAGAUGUUUUCAUCAUACUGCUGAGUGGGUUAAAAUAAACAUAAAAACAGCAAGAA
Myiozetetes cayanensis is the source of this 10700-nucleotide messenger RNA. RefSeq names its product chromosome unknown C12orf75 homolog (gene CUNH12orf75). The transcript is spliced from 6 exons. The record is from RefSeq and is a predicted model, not a curated record. The coding region runs from base 1 to 822 and encodes 273 amino acids. Lineage: Eukaryota; Metazoa; Chordata; Aves; Passeriformes; Tyrannidae.